UCGAAAUUCGCUCAUCAGCCACCCAAUCUCCCAAAUCUUUCUCCUCGGUGCUCGGUGUUCGACAACGCUCUGGUGUUUGCCCGCGGGAUAAAUCUCGCUCGCUAGCUCACUCAAUCGUUCCUGCAGAUAUUCUGAGUUCCGAACAACUUGCGAGGUUUCGCAUUCUCUCGUGCAUUCCCUCCAAGUAACGUUUUUCCGCCGAUCAGUCAUGGACGCCCUUCGCCUCUUCUCCGUCGCCGACUGCGCGUUCCAGUCUUCCUUCCUCGUACCGUCCCAGAUACUCAAAUCUCGCGCCGGCCCCUCCACUGUCGCCGUCUCACGCGGCGCCGCUGCUCGCCCUUCGCUUACAGUCACCUCUCAGUUCAACGACUCCCACAAACGCCGCUCCGUUUCCCCCCCUCGCCGCCCCGCUCCCGCCGCCGCGGCGUCUUCCGGCGCGCUCUACGCCGCGGACUCGCGCAUCGGCAGCGCGGAAUCAGAACCCUCCACGACGCCGCUUUGCCCGAUAGAGGCGGACGCCGCAAGCCGCGUGAUCGCGGUGAGCACGUGGGAGGAAUUUGACUCGCUCCUGGCCGCCGCUUCCGCGCGAGGCCAGCUGGUCGUGGUGGAAACCACCAUGGCUGCGCUCCCCAACACCGCCAAGAACUAUCCCAAGCUGCUGCAGGUCGCGCGCGUCGCACCCGGUCGCACGCUGUUCCUGCGACUGCUGGCCGAUCGCAGCGACGCCCUGCGCGACCUGGCGAAGUCGCUGGGCGUCAAGCAGAUUCCGUCGUACUCGAUCUUCAGGGACGGGCAUAUGGUGCACGAGGAGGCGGGCAUGGACGUGGAUCGCCUGCUGCUCCAGCUGCACUAUUACAGCAGCAGCGGGAUCGUCGAUCUCGGGAUGAACGCCGCAGAUCGGUCCGCUGGCGGGAGCGUGUACAGCGGGAGCAGCGAUACGGAGCAGGCUGGGAAGGUGCUGGAGCUGAACGGCCGCGAGGACUUUUACGCUCUGCUUCAGAGGCACGAGAACGACGAUAGGCUCGUGGUGCUGAAAGCGACGCUUACUUUCUGCGGCCCGUGUGUGCGGAUUCAUCCGACGGUGGUGAAGCUGGCGCAGCGCAUGCCGGAUACGGCGGUGUUCGCGCGCGUGUUUGGUGACAAUAACGAAUCGACGAUCACGCUUAUGAGGGAGCUGAAUGUGAUUGAGGCGCCUACGUUCUUGUUCUACAGGAGGGGCGAGUUGCUCGGCCGAUAUGUGGGUUCUGGCAGGGGCGAUUUGGUUGGCGAGGUUCUCAAGCACCAGGGGAUUCAGGUUAGCUAGAUGGUGGUAUUUUUUUGUGCUUGUGGGCCUUUUGUUCAGUCAAUACGUGUUUCCUGUGUGUACAGGCCUUGUGUGUUUAAUUUGUACAUGUAUUUGAAUAUAUAUUGUCGACACUUUUGUUAUAUU
Molecule: messenger RNA, 1429 nt
Organism: Closterium sp. NIES-67
Lineage: Eukaryota; Viridiplantae; Streptophyta; Zygnematophyceae; Desmidiales; Closteriaceae
Source: the annotation of a GenBank genome assembly